AUGCUCGACUUGGUAUUACCAGCUGGGAUCGUAAUUGUUCUGUUUUACUUUAUAUACAAUGGAUUGAGGCAUACCAUCAAACCAAAAAUCAAAUCGAAACAAGUGGAAACGGAAGAGAAGCCAGAUGAUGUAUGCAACUUAGUACCAAGUCCAAUUGGGCUGACUCCUGAAAAGCUGCCAUUUUAUAAUGACAGGCCCUGGAGACCGUUUCGAUGGCCAUACCAUCAAACAAUGAGUAUUCGCAAGCUCGAUAUCAACCAUUGGCUCGAUAUGGAUAAAUGGUAUGUAAGGUAUAUUAAAGAGCGCAAGGAUAUUCUCAGUAAAUAUAAAGAAAAAGUGUUUGGAUAUCUGCCAGAAAGUGAAGCGGCCAGUAGAGAGUUGCUCGAGACAGUAGUGGCUCAUAUGCUGGCACGGUAUCCUAAGCUGUUCAAACUAGACACAGAAAACCCAAAUCGGUUUCAUAAUCUUAUCACAGGUGAGGUGUUGGAUCUUAAAGAUGAAAAGCUUCAUCCACUAGAGGUUGCGGGGAGAAUUGCUAAAGAGGAUUUCUACAUCGUGCAAAGACGGCCAGAUGGACGACACUACCUCACAGCCAUGCUAGUCGCAUUCCCAGGAGGUUUCUUUGCAAAUGAGGAGAACAUUGGCAAGCACCUAGAUCAAAUCCAUACCUCAGUUCCCUACUACCAAACUAAGUUACAACCGUCUAUGGAGCGUUUCUUUGGCAAGCUCAAAGUUAAUGAACCAGUGGAACGAGCUUCAUUCAUUAUAGCUUAUGACAAGGGUCUAUAUACCACGAAAAUGCACGAACAUGAUCCCGGAAAUCGAUACAGUCAUCAAUCGUUUGAUCAUGUUCCGCAUAGUAAAUUUGGCGUGAGAGUAGAACGUCAAGCACUUCGCAGACUGCCAAAGACACAGGCUAUCAUCUUCACAAACCACCCGAUAUUUUACACUUUCGAGGAAAUGAAGGACGAGCCAAUGAUCCCCUCGAUUCUUCGCAAUAUUAUCAAAGACGGUCCCGAAAAGAUCCUUCCAUAUAAGCUAUACAACGUACUGGAGCCGUAUCUCGGUCCAUAUUUGGAGAGUCUCAUUCAAAGACAAAUUGACAUGGGAAUUAUAAAGGAAUCAGAUCCCGUACGAACGAUUCCUACGUAUCCCUUUGCCCAUUGGAUAGAUACUGGCCCCACCGAAUAUGGCUGGACAAGCCCGCACCAACCAGAUACUGCGGAACCAACAGCCCUCUGA
Sugiyamaella lignohabitans is the source of this 1242-nucleotide messenger RNA. RefSeq lists its product as uncharacterized. The coding region runs from base 1 to 1242 and encodes 413 amino acids. The transcript has a single exon. The record is from RefSeq and is a predicted model, not a curated record. Lineage: Eukaryota; Fungi; Ascomycota; Dipodascomycetes; Dipodascales; Trichomonascaceae.